AUGGUUCGGCCCUCUGCCUCCCCCGCCUCCAAGGCCGUCGCCCUCGCCUUCGCCCAAGCGGUCUCCCGAGCCGUCCCUGCCUCUCUCAGCCACCUCUUCAUCCCCCGCAAGGGCCGCCUCUCCAUGUACGACGCCCUCUGCGAAUGCAUCCCGCCUGCCGUCCGCUCGCAAAGCCAAGUCGUGGGAGGGUACGGGGUGAGGGAGGUGGAGUUCAACAAGGUCCUCGAGCACAACGGCUUCACCAAGAUCCGCGACCGCUGCAUCCUCCCCUACGAGGUGGAGGCGACGGACUUCUCGAGGAGCAGCAGCGCGCGCUACUUCUUCUCCAACCGCCGCUGGAGGAACCCCGACGACCCCCACGAGCUCCAGGAGCUCCGGCAGGCCUGGCUCAAGCUCCGCCAGCUCGCGUGCAGGCUCGGGGCGGACGUGAGCCUGGAGGCGCUGGAGCAGUGCUGCCGGGAGAGGUACGGGGCGUGGGCGGAGAUGACGGUGAACUGGAGCAAGGCGCCGCGUCGGGUGUACCGGAAGAAGCGCAGCAACAAGAGGCAGGCCCCAGCCGCUACUAAGCCAGCAGACUCUGACAACCUCAGCUCGUUCCUGCGUUAUGCGACAACUUGCUCGCCGACGUGCUCGUCUCUGUCGGGGGACAGCGAGACCGACGACCCGGCUGGACGUCAGUCGUGGGAAGCUGGCAGGGAGCUGCAGGAGAGCUCCGACAAACUUGAAGGCAGUUGUAGCUUGGGGGAAGGAGAGGAGCCGAGCUUUGAGCACGAUAGCGCAGACUCAGGAUGGCUCGAAGCCGACUCGCCGCUAGUUCCCGAUGCAGCCCCAGAGGUGCUUCAAGGGUUCGCAAGCUUUCAGAGCUCACUGGGGGCAGGAGAAGCAGAUAUUGAUGUAUGUUUGUGGGAUGGCUAUAGUCUUAGCUUAUCCGAGAAUCAUUGGCAAUGA
Messenger RNA from Guillardia theta CCMP2712, 948 nucleotides. RefSeq lists its product as hypothetical. NCBI's taxonomy places the organism in Eukaryota, Cryptophyceae, Pyrenomonadales, Geminigeraceae. The record is from RefSeq and is a predicted model, not a curated record. The transcript is spliced from 2 exons. The coding region runs from base 1 to 948 and encodes 315 amino acids.